Messenger RNA from Geodia barretti, 765 nucleotides. The record is from the annotation of a GenBank genome assembly. NCBI's taxonomy places the organism in Eukaryota, Metazoa, Porifera, Demospongiae, Tetractinellida, Geodiidae.
AUGGCAAAUGACAAAAUCGUUCUGGCCUAUAGCGGUGGGCUGGAUACGUCGGUGGCAGUACCCUGGCUCAAGGAGCAGUACGGCGCCGAAGUUGUAACCCUGACCAUAGACUUGGGCAUGGUGGACCUGGCAGCCAUCCAGGAGCGGGCCAUGCAGGUGGGCGCGGCCAAGGCCCUGACCGUGGAUGGCAAGGAAACCCUGGUCAACGAAUUUCUCUUCCCUGCUCUGCGGGCCGGGGCCAUCUACGAGGAACAGUAUCCACUGGCCACCGCUCUGGGCCGUCCGCUCAUAGCCCGCUACCUGGUAGAAGCCGCCCGGGCCGAAGGCGCCUAUGCCGUAGCCCACGGCUGCACCGGCAAGGGCAACGAUCAGGUCCGCAUUGAUGUGGGGGUAGCCGCCCUUGCUCCCGAAUUGAAGGUCAUAGCUCCCAUUCGCGACUGGGGUAUGAGCCGGGAGGACGAGAUAGAGUACGGCCAGGCUCGCAACCUGCCCAUCAACGCCAGCAAGAGCCGCUUCUCGGUGGACGAGAACCUGUGGGGGCGCAGCGCCGAGGCGGGAGAAUUGGAAGACCCGUGGCUGGAGCCUCCGGAAGAUGCCUACGACUGGACGCAGCCGGUGAGCAAUACGCCCGAUGAGCCGGCCUACGUUGAAAUUCACUUUGAGGAAGGCAUUCCCACAGCCUUGGAUGGCGAAAGCAUGAACGGCGUGGAUUUGAUCCGGUACCUGAACGCGGUGGCGGGUCAGCACGGCGUAGGCCGGGUUUGA